Molecule: messenger RNA, 1474 nt
Organism: Glossina fuscipes
Lineage: Eukaryota; Metazoa; Arthropoda; Insecta; Diptera; Glossinidae
Exons: 4
Coding region: 37-675 (212 amino acids)
Source: RefSeq, a predicted model, not a curated record
UUUCUUUUCACAUUAGAAAUUAAAUAAACAUAUAAAAUGUUUUUACCAAUUUUAAAAUUACGAAAUUUUUAUAAAUCCUCAAUUAUAACGGUCUUAUUAUUUAUGAAGUUUGUGACAAAUGGUGCUGCCAUAAAAUGUUUCGUCUGCGAUUCGAGUGAUAAUAAGAGUUGCGCAAAUUUAAAAUCCAAUGCCAGCAUAGUGGCGGAGGAAUGCACGCUGGAUAAAAUGAAAUCGAUUGAUACGUGGCUUUUCGAGCUAAAUAAAUUUGCAUACUUUGACACCGGAGCCAAUAAAAGUCCGCUGAUGAAUUGUCAGAAGGUAGUGGCCAGAGAUCCCAACACAAAUAAAAUGGUGACUGCUCGUUUCUGUCAGCUAAAUACCGGCGAUUCCGAUGCUUGCGCUAUAUUGCAAGCAAAGCUGCGUUCAAGUUCAGAGGACAAAACUCAAACUAUGCAAAAUACCAAUGGCAACAAUUACAACAACAAUGGUCGUCGUGGUGCAAAGCAAGCGACAGCUGAUGUAGAAGAACAAUUUCACUGUUCUAUUUGUACCACAGACAGCUGUAACGGCGUAACGAGCUUUAAGGUUAAUAGGUUGUGGGGCGUUGCAAGCAUUUCAUUAUUUACAUUGUUAAACAAAAUAAAUUGGCAGAAGAGUUUAAGUGAAUUUUGUUGAAAGAUUGCAAUAUUAUUGCAUAACUUUCUUAUUUGAUUUUUUAUAUCCACCACUCACACUCAGAGUACCUUAAGUUCCUUAAAUGAUUGCAACGCUUUGGAAUACUCAUCAAAGAUUGAACAAAAACUGUGCAUUAAUGCAAUGAGUGCAUAUAGUCUCUGUGUACGUCUGUGUAUCGGUUAAAGUCACAACUAAGCCAUCAAAAAAUAUUAUCAAGAAUAUCGAUAUUGAUAUUUUUAUACUUCUCCUCAAAGGAGAUAAGGAUUUUAAAGAUGAAAUAAAUCGCAUCGUAAUAAAGGAAAAUAUGAAACUUAACUUAAACCCUACCUCUUGGAUGCAAAUAUGUUAUGCUUACGUAAAUCAUCAUCAUAAUGUUCUUCAAUCAAUAUUUUCAGCAAUUUCUUGCUAAAAUUACGUAAAUAUCAAAAGUGUUACAUGAACAAGAUGGCACGUUUUAAAGCAAAGCAUCUUUGAAUCUUUGGUUUAAUUAAGUGUACGAAACUCUGUAUUACUCCCGAGGUAGAUAUGUAAAUGCAAACUUAACUAAACGACGCAAUGAGUUUCGAAAAUCUUUUGCAAACAGAAUAUUUCUUCUUUGCUUGUCGACGUUCGUUUACAUUUUAAAAACAACAAAAACAAACAAGUGGUUGAUAUCAAAAAGAUUCGGUCUGAUCGAAUUUGUUAUUUGGUUUUCAUUUUGGCUUUAUUUAUAUUUCAUGUGACCCUGUAUAAUAUAUAAGCUUGUAUGUGUGUAUAAUAAAUCUUAGUAACUGUAUAAAUUUAAGACCUUAUAUAGAAA